AUGGACGAAGAACAACCUCUAGAAAUGGAAACCUUUGACCAGAAAAACGAAUCGUUGCCCGAAGAGUCCCUUAGGAAGAUUGUCCGAUGGCGCCCUGUACAAAAUGUUGGAGGAUCUAUGCCAAGAGCAAGGCAUGGCCAUAGAGCGGUUUCUGUUAAAGACCUCAUUAUCAUUUUUGGUGGAGGUAACGAGGGAAUGAUUGAUGAACUUCAUGUAUUCAAUCCUCAGAAGCGUGAGUGGUAUGUUCCACAAAUACGCGGUCAAAGCCCGAGUCCGGCUGCUGCGUUCGGAGCCACUGCAUUGGGAACAAAGAUCUACACUUUCGGAGGAAUGAUAGAGUACGGCAAAUAUACAAGCGAAGUGUACGAGCUUCAAGCUACUCGUUGGGAAUGGCGUCGGAUGCCUACGAAAACAACGGGAAGCGAUCUGGCACCAGCCGCACGUCUCGGUCAUAGUUUCGUAGCUUCUCAAAAGACUCAAAAAGCAUACAUGUUCGGAGGAUUGACCAACGAAUUGAACGACAACAAGAGAAACCUUCCACGAUACAUGAAUGAUUUGUACACGCUCGAUUUGUCAGCUGCACCAAAUGCUGUUAUUUGGGAGAAGCCAGAAACCUUCGGAGAACCACCAUCGGUUCGCGAAUCGCAUACUGCAGUUAUUUACGAGACUGAUACAGUGAACAGAAUGAUUAUUUAUGGUGGAAUGAACGGCGUUCGUCUUGGAGACCUUUGGUAUCUUGACUUGGACACUAUGCACUGGACUGAAAUUAAGUUGGAUGAUCCACGCUGCGGAAUUUCACCGGAACCAAGAUCUCUUCACACUUCUGUGCUGAUUGAUGACAAAAUGUUUGUUUAUGGAGGAUGGGUGCCAUUGAUGUCUUCUGGUCCUGGGAACGAACAAGAAAGAGAGUGGAAAUGCACCAGUUCAGUCGCUUGCUGGGAUAUCACUAAAAAUCAGUGGAUUCCACUUCAGCACUAUUGCUCGGAUCCAGAAACAAUGCCUCGUGGACGCGCCGGACACUGUGCCGCGGCGAUGGGCGACCGAAUGUUCAUUUGGUCUGGAAGAGACGGAUACCGAAAAGCGUGGAGCAAUCAAGUUUGUUGUCGUGACAUGUGGGAACUUGAGACCAAAAAACCAGAACAGCCUGGCAAAAUUGCUCUUGCUCGUGCUGGGUUCAACUUGCUCGAGGUGUCCUGGCCACCGGUUCAAGGAGCGACAGCCUACUUUUUGCAAACUGGAUUCGUAGACACGAAGGACGGUCCAGCAUCUGAAAAACGUGUACCACCAUCUCCUCGUAAGCAACCAUCAGCUGCCGCUGUUCCUCAGAAAGAAGAUGACAAGAACGCACCUGCUGCUCCAUCGUUAAUCUCUACACAAGGUACCACUUACACCGCUCCAGCCCCUCCGAAUACUACUGCCAACGAAGGCGAACUUCCACAAGAUUUGUUCGACGAUACAGAAAAGAAUGAGAGAACUUCUGCUUCACCAAGACCAUCGGGUGACGCCCAAGCUGGUUUAUCCACGAAGAAACCAGAUGAAGGAGCUGGUCAGUCUGAUGAAGGCACGGAAAAAGAAGAGGAGACAUCAAGUCACGAAAACGAAGAUGACGAUCUAGCGUGGUUUGAUAUUGGAGUUAUCAAAGAUCCAGCAGUAAAUGUGACUCACUAUUUCCAUGCCAGACAAGCACCUCUAGAAGAUCAAAUUAGAGAAUUGAUUGAUAAAAAUGGUUUCAAAUGUGUCAACGAUCCUUGUUUUACUGCUGAUGACAAGGUUCCACUCAUUAAUGGUCAUACAUAUCGCUUCCGGGUUUGUGCAGUCAAUGGACUAGGAAAAGGAGCAUGGAGUGAGACACAAUCGUUCAAGACAUGUACUCCUGGAUAUCCAAGUGCUCCAUCGUCCAUUCGUAUUACUAAAUCUCCAGAUGGCGCUCAAUUGACAUGGGAACCACCAGCAAACACACAUGUUUCUGGAAAGAUCCUAGAAUACAGCGUCUAUUUGGCUGUAAAAAAUCAGUCGGCAAACCCGGCUGAUAGUCAAUUGGCUUUCAUGAGAGUGUACUGUGGUCCUCUCGCCGAAUGCAAUGUUCAUCAACCAAGUCUUCAAUCGGCAUAUGUUGAUCAUACCAACAAGCCAGCAAUCAUUUUCAGGAUUGCUGCAAAGAAUGAGAAGGGAUAUGGACCGGCUACCCAAGUUAGAUGGCUGCAGGAUCAGCAAAAAAUGAUGCCGGUCAGAAGUGCUUAUCCCAAUAUGAAUCCUGGUUACGUCUAUCAAAACCAAGCACCACAACAAAAGAGAAUCCGUUAUGAUCACCACUAA
Caenorhabditis briggsae is the source of this 2316-nucleotide messenger RNA. It is a transcript of the gene Cbr-hcf-1, whose product is annotated as Protein CBR-HCF-1. Gene Ontology annotation, molecular function: protein binding; transcription coactivator activity. The transcript has 6 exons. The record is from RefSeq and is a predicted model, not a curated record. Gene Ontology annotation, cellular component: histone methyltransferase complex. Bases 1 to 2316 code for a protein of 771 amino acids. Gene Ontology annotation, biological process: chromatin remodeling; regulation of DNA-templated transcription. NCBI's taxonomy places the organism in Eukaryota, Metazoa, Nematoda, Chromadorea, Rhabditida, Rhabditidae.